Molecule: messenger RNA, 680 nt
Organism: Cantharellus anzutake
Lineage: Eukaryota; Fungi; Basidiomycota; Agaricomycetes; Cantharellales; Hydnaceae
Exons: 1
Coding region: 86-412 (108 amino acids)
Source: RefSeq, a predicted model, not a curated record
CCCCCCCCCUUGAUAUGAUCUUCCCGAUGCCUUCCCCUUCUCCUUCGUCUCCGGAUUCGAAUUUCCGUCUCAACCAGCAUUCGGCAUGGAGUCAGACCUCAGACACGCGUUUUUAUCCAACUCGAUCCCAACCAUUGCAGUUGACCUCCCUUCCACGGUCCUCGCUACUCUGAGCGCAGAUACGAAUUGGAUUCAUAAUACGGAAAACUGGAAGAAUCUUGUCAAUGAACAUCCUAUAUUGUCCGGGAGUGGUGGAGGUGGAAAUGUGAGUGGUGGUGGAAGUGGUGGAAGUGGAGGUGGAGGCGUGGGAGGAAGUUUGAGGGAGGUGGUAGGGAAGAAGAAAGGGGAGGGAUGUAAGUGGGUUGUGUUGUUUGGCGUUAGGGAUGAUAGGCCUUUUUUGGUUAGGCUGUGAUGCAUGAUGCAUCCAUGUGGAAGAACUGUGUGUUGGGUUUAAUCGGAGGGACGCAAACGAAUAAGGAUGCGUCGGGCGGCAUCGCUACGAGGGGAGGUUAUCUUUACGUACGUGCUAUCAUUAAGAUUCUCUUGGAACCAAUAUCAGCUUCGAUAGCUAAGCUAGAUCAAUCAAUCAGCGUUACAGUGUGUGCAAGUACAUGCGCCUCGUGCCCCCGGUGCCUCUCACGUACAGUACCACGCGUACGGGAACGUCAAGAGAAGAAUCG